AUGAGACAAGCGUUAACAGCACAGCGAAUUGGCAUCCUACACAUACCAUCUGGGUGUGGUUUGGACUUAUUCGGUUCAAUAAGGGAAUAUCAAUCAUCGAUGGCUGAUCGUGGGGGAUUUCGCGGUGGAUUCGGAAGCGGCGACCGUGGAGGUCGUGGAGGAGGGCGAGGUGGUCCUGGUGGUGAACGUGGUGGUCGAGGAAGAGGCCGUGGUAGAGGAGGCCGUGGUGGAAGAAGUGGCAAAGAAGGAGACAAAGAGUGGGUACCAGUCACAAAAUUGGGACGUUUGGUAAAAGACAGGAAGAUCACAUCGCUCGAAGAGAUCUACCUUAAUUCGUUACCUAUUAAGGAAUUCGAAAUAAUUGACGCGUUAUUGUUUAACCUAAAAGAUGAGGUUUUGAAGAUUAUGCCAGUGCAGAAACAAACUAGGGCUGGACAGCGAACAAGAUUCAAGGCUUUCGUCGCUAUUGGUGAUCAUAAUGGACACGUUGGUUUGGGUGUGAAAUGCUCCAAAGAAGUUGCUACUGCUAUUCGAGGAGCUAUUGUUGCUGCCAAAUUAUCUGUUAUUCCUGUUAGACGAGGUUAUUGGGGUAACAAGAUCGGUCAGCCACACACUGUUCCUUGCAAGGUAACUGGCAAAUGUGGUUCAGUCCUCGUACGUCUUAUUCCAGCGCCUCGAGGUACUGGAAUUGUAUCAGCCCCUGUCCCGAAAAAGCUUCUGCAAAUGGCUGGUGUCGAGGAUUGUUAUACAUCAGCUGUUGGUCAAACAGCUACCCUUGGCAACUUUGCAAAAGCAACUUAUGCCGCAAUCCAACGCAUUAACAUGUCGGCUGUAGUGUCUUCUUCCACGCAGCCUCCGUUCGUUGCGUUGGAAACAAGCAUGGGUACAAUAAGCAUUGAAUUGUAUUGGGAUCAUGCGCCGAAGACGUGCAAAAAUUUUGCGGAAUUAUCUCGUAGAGGUUAUUAUAAUGGCACAAUAUUCCACAGGAUUAUCGCGGAUUUUAUGAUUCAGGGUGGUGAUCCGACUGGGACAGGUCGAGGUGGUGCAUCGAUCUAUGGAGAUCGUUUUCAUGAUGAAAUUCAUGAUGACUUGAAACACACCGGUGCCGGCGUUGUCUCAAUGGCGAAUGCUGGUCCGAAUACGAAUGGCUCACAAUUCUUUAUCACUCUAGCACCCACACAACAUCUAGAUGGCAAACAUACCAUUUUCGGAAGGGUUGCGGCGGGGAUGAAGGUUGUGCAACGAAUGGGUCGUGUUGAAACGGACAAUAACGAUCGACCGAAAUGCGAAAUACGUAUUUUGAAGGCGGUACCGAGGGACGAUUCUCGGACAUAA
This is a messenger RNA of Anisakis simplex (herring worm), 1335 nucleotides long. Lineage: Eukaryota; Metazoa; Nematoda; Chromadorea; Rhabditida; Anisakidae. The record is from the annotation of a GenBank genome assembly.